This is a messenger RNA of Ambispora gerdemannii, 915 nucleotides long. Lineage: Eukaryota; Fungi; Glomeromycota; Glomeromycetes; Archaeosporales; Ambisporaceae. The record is from the annotation of a GenBank genome assembly.
AUGCUUUCAGAAUCGUCCUCAAUUGUUUCCUCUGACAAAGAGCCUGUUCAUGAGAUGGCAAAUAUAGUUAAAAAUUAUGGCAUCGAGGAGUUAAUUGAAUAUUUGGGAAAAAAGAAUUUGAGAAUAGAUGACGAAGACUUUGCAAUAUUUCGUAAGGAAAAAAUAACAGGUCUUGCCUUCCUUGAAACCACUGAAGAAAAAUUUCAAAGUUAUGACUUGAAAGGAGAUCCAGCAACAGUACUCACAAAUGUUAUCGUGAAUCUCAAAAAAUCCAAUAUCCCAAAAUCAAACACUGGACUUGUAUCUGUUUUCGUGGACAAUUUCAACUUGUUUAUCGAAGGAAAGUAUAGUAUUGAAAAAGCAGGCAACUUUGAUUACCAAAGAAAUUCCUAUCAACUCAACCAGCUCUACGUCGAUCAUGGACGCCUUCUAUUAACAGUAAUGAAAGGACGAAAAAUAGGAAGUAAUCCGGUGAUUGUUGGCUCUCGUCCACCUCGGAACGAUUCACUAUGGGAUAGGAUUCAAAAUCAAGAUUUUGAUGUGAUCGUUUAUGAUUGUAUUGCAAAUAAAGAAAAGAAAGUCGAUAUGGAACUUGGACUUUCUAUAGCGGAUGUCGUUUAUUCGAAGGAUCCUGGUAUAGUUCUUAUGAUUGCCAGCGAUGGUGAUUAUACUCCUGCGAUAAAUCGGGGAUAUCCGGAUCCAUCAGGAAGAAGUUAUACCCUUGAAAUAACUGAUGGUGAAACACUCGCAAAAUGGCAAGAUGAUGAAAUAAUGGAAUGUUUUGAUUCAUUAGAAUUAUUUGAAUGGUGGUUCAGGAAAGAAGGACUGACUAUAUACUUGUACUUCGAUAACAAAACACAUUUGAAAAAGGCAAAAAAUUGGUUGGAAUCUAAGCAUCCGGAUGUGAAGGUUUAA